CCGAAAACCUAACAGAAAGGUUUGGACGAAAACCGAAAGUGUAGUCGCCCCCAAAUACGAUAUCCCCUCCUUAAACCCUAAACUCCGCCUUUCUUCUCUUUCAACUUCGCCUAAAUUCCUUGUAGUUUCAUUCCUAAUAUUCAAUUCAAUUGAUCAUGGGUCGUAAAAUCAAGGAUGUAACGAGCUCAGGCGGCGAGGAAGAUCGAAAAAUCAAGCGUAAGAGAAAGCUUGAAGAAGAAGAAGCUCAAAUCAAUGGCGAAGUGGAAGAAACCCCAGAUGUUUCAGCUUCUAAAAAGUUAGAAAAGAAGAAGAAAAAGAAGGACAAGAAAAAUGGGAAGGAAGAGGGUGCUACCCAGUUGGGUUCUGAGCAAGAAUUGAAAAAUGGGGCUGAAUUGAGUGAAGGGGUUGGCGAGGAGAAGAAGAAGAAGAAGAAGGAGAGCGAUGGUGAUAAGGGUGGAGAAGAGAAGAAGAGUUAUGGCGGUGUGGUGGUUUCUGGGAAGAAUUCCGGCGAUUCAAAGUAUGCGCCUUUGAAUUCAUUUGCUGAUUCUAAGCUUCCUGAUAAUGUUCUUGAAUGCUGCAAAGGGUUUGACAAGCCUUCUCCUAUUCAAGCUCAUGCCUGGCCUUUCCUUUUGGAUAACCGCGAUUUUAUAGGGAUUGCUCAAACUGGGUCAGGUAAGACUUUAGCGUUUGGAAUUCCUGCAAUAAUGCAUGUUUUGGGCAAAAGGAAAGGUGAUAAUUCUAGAAGAGUGAACCCAAUUUGCCUUUUCUUGUCACCUACAAGGGAGCUUGCACAACAAAUUGCAGAUGUCCUUUGUGAUGCCGGGAAGUCUUGUGGCGUAAAAUCUGCUUGCUUUUAUGGAGGAACCUCGAAAGGACCUCAAUUGUCUGCUUUGAGGUCUGGUAUUGAUUUAGUCAUUGCGACCCCAGGGCGUUUGAAGGAUUUGAUUGAAAUGGGUAAAUGCCAUCUGCAAGAUGUAUCCUUUGUGGUGUUGGAUGAAGCAGACCGUAUGCUUGACAUGGGAUUUGAACAAGAUGUCCGUUCUAUAUUGAGCCAAACAAACUCUGAUCGGCAAAUGGUGAUGUUCAGUGCUACUUGGCCUAUGGAGGUUCAUCAACUGGCAAACGAAUUUAUGGAUCCAAACCCUAUCAAGGUAGUGGUCGGUUCAGAGGAUUUGGCUGCCAAUCACGAUGUCAUGCAGAUAGUAGAGGUCUUGGAAGAGAAUACACGUGAUAGACGCCUUGUGGCCCUCCUGGAUAAAUACCAUGAAGCACAGAGGAAUAGAGUAAUAGUAUUUGUCUUGUAUCAGAAAGAAGGAGAUCGGGUGGAGAGGAUGCUGCAAGGAAGGGGCUUGAAUGUUGUUGCUAUACAUGCUGGUAAACCGCAAUCUACACGGACUAAAUCUCUGGCCAUGUUCAAGACUGGAACAUGUCCACUAUUGAUAGCAACUGAUGUGGCUGCACGUGGAUUGGAUAUUCCGGAUGUUGAAGUAGUCAUCAACUACAGUUUUCCCCUCACUACAGAAGAUUAUGUCCACAGGAUAGGGAGAACUGGACGAGCUGGUAAAAAGGGUGUUGCUCACACAUUUUUUACCAAAGAGAACAAGGGUCUUGCUGGGGAGCUGGUGAAUGUUCUCCGAGAAGCUAACCAGAUUAUACCUCCUGAUCUUGUCAAAUUCGGCACUCAUGUUAAAAAGAAGGAAUCCAAGCUCUAUGGUGCUCAUUUCAGAGAGAUCACAGCCGAUGCUCCUAAAUCUACAAAGAUAACAUUUGCUGAUUCUGAUGAUGAAUGAUUUUGAAGAUGAUCCAAAUCGUUAAUCCUCAUUUGAGAUUACGAAAUUGAAAAAAGAAACUCGAUAAAGGCUUAGUAGUAUUGAGCUCUUCGGUGAAGCUCGAUGGCACAUCUUCUUGCUAUACCAUUUGCAUAAAACUUAAAGAUGUUCAGAAAGGCAGUCAGAAGAGAAGGGGUAUAAAGCUUGAAGUUUCAUAUUUAGAUUGGUAUUAGUGAAGCUAAUUAUGCCUUGUAUUAUGCAUUUUGGUAGAGUUAUUUUAGGAUAUUAUAGAGGAUCUUCAUUAGUAUUAUUAAGCUCGGUUUUGUAGUUAAUUUUGAUGUCACAGUAUAAAGUGUGGAUAUAAUCAGAUUAUUUUGAAGUUAUAUUCAGGUUGAAUAUGUUUA
Molecule: messenger RNA, 2173 nt
Organism: Spinacia oleracea (spinach)
Lineage: Eukaryota; Viridiplantae; Streptophyta; Magnoliopsida; Caryophyllales; Amaranthaceae
Product: DEAD-box ATP-dependent RNA helicase 5
Exons: 13
Coding region: 156-1790 (544 amino acids)
Molecular function (GO): nucleic acid binding; ATP binding
Source: RefSeq, a predicted model, not a curated record